AUGGAAGAGUCAAGUGUUCGAGCAUGGAGUGACGUGGAUACAGUGGAAAACGACGUGGAAGCCAUUUCUCUUGCAUCUUUGGAUAUAAAUUCUGGUGUUGAUAUUCCUAAAGAAGACACUCACGGGGUUUAUAUACCGCCUGAAUUGAUGGAAAAAAUUGUUUGUUAUUUUGAUGGCCAGACUUUGCUUAAAUUCAAACAGAUAUCAAAGACAUGUGUUGAUAUUGCUAAUAAUGCACUUCGUUAUAACAAACUAUGGAAAAAAUUCUGCCUCGGAGAAAUACCUAAGAAAUACUUAAUUGAUUUGUUCACUAAACAAUGUGAUAAAAAGAUUCCAUUUGAAUCACUCUUGGAAAUUCAUUAUGAAAAAGCUUAUAAGAAAUGGGUUCAAUGGCAAAAUCCUGUUUUUAAAUUAACCUAUAUUGGGCAACACAAUUUUUUGGGUCUUAAUGGAGUAGUUAAACUUGUUUGUCAUGAACUUGAUGUCAUGAUUGUAUUUCCAAAUUUUAUGUAUUCAUUUACAAUUACAAAAAAUCAGAUCUCAGGAAAAUAUUAUGUUAUAAGUGGUUAUACCGAAGAUUGCAAGACGGAUGAACUCGUAGUGUUAAAUCCUAGACCUGUCAUGCGGCAUGCAGAAAGUAGAGCAAAUGAUGUUUUCAUCACUUGCCAUGAAAAACAUUCAAAUAUGUGUCCAUUGCAUGACUCAGUUUUUGAAAUACAUGAUGGAAAUAUGAGAGAACAUUAUACUGGAAGACUUGUUGAUGUGGACAUGAACCUUUAUACUAAUGUAUGUUGUUGGGUCCGAGAAACAUGGUACGAAUGGCAUUCAAAUAUUGAUUCAAAUGUUAUCAUGGGCCAUUUAUGCCCACAUUUAAGUUUUAUUUUGUUCACAUCAGUAGUUCAUGGGUUGAUAAUUAGCCGGAAUCAGACUAAUAGCAUUUUAAUUCAUGGUAUUUUUAAGGAUACAUGUAUAAUUGCUCAUUCGUGGUUGAAGAAAAAAUAUUCAGGAGCUUCUGCAAUAUACAUGUAUACAAACAUUUUGUUUGUUGGAACUCUAAAUGGUUACUUAUUGGCAUAUCGUUUGCACUGUAUGGAUGAUUUAAUUCAUCUGAAAGACAAAAAUAUACUGAUAGAAGCAAAAUUGAACAUGGGCCAGAUAAAUAUGUUUGAUAUCAUAGAUUUUGACGAUGUUAAAGUCUUAGUAGUUGCAUCGACAAAUAGUGUUCUUUGGAUUAAAAUUGAUUAG
Macrosiphum euphorbiae (potato aphid) is the source of this 1245-nucleotide messenger RNA. The record is from the annotation of a GenBank genome assembly. Lineage: Eukaryota; Metazoa; Arthropoda; Insecta; Hemiptera; Aphididae.